CGCCUGUUUGAUGCCGCCAUCAUGCCUCUCCUCAGUGGAAAGGGCAACAAGUUCAAGGUCGACCCGCCCAAGAUCCGCAUCGAAAAGGUCACCAUAGAGCGUCCCGCGCCUCCGAAGCCCAAGCCCAAGCCUACAGCUCGACCCACGCUCUCGUCGUCUGCGCGAUCAUCGCCCGUCCGCAGACUCUCGCCCAAGGCUCCCUCGGCCUCUGCGGCGUCGUCAGCGUCUUCCAGAGCAAAGAGCAGCUCGCCGUACCCCUCUUCAGCCGACGAGAGGCGCCUCGACCUGCACCGCAAACGCAAGGCCAUCAGCGCGUCACAACGCCGUUCACCUGCCAGCGACCGCAUCGAGUUCGACAAGGACAGCGACGCCGAAGACGAUGGGUGGAUGGACUUGGAUUCGCACAAGCGCCAGCGCAAGGCCACCAGCGAGAGCAAGUCGGUCGAUUCGAAUCGCAAGCUGAAGAGCGCCCGAGCGUUUGAGCGGAAGGAUGAAAGGCUGCAGUUCAUCCAUGCCGUUGACGUUGCCUCUCUCGAGCACAAGUGCGUUCCCAUCAUGGGAGCGUCCAAGGAGGAUGUGGCCAUUGAGCUUCAGUAUCCCACUCUGCAGCGCCGAGAAAAGUUUGAGCUCGUUUGGGGCAAGGACAAGAUCGAUGCCGUGGAAGCGAGUAUACGCAUAGUACGCCUGGUUGCUGAAACCUAUCUCACCGACGUCGAAGCCGAGCCCUUUACCAACCAGACCAACGGAUUUAUUCGACGACUCGAAAAGGCCUCGAAUCGCAAUAUUCAGGAUCUGGCGGGCUUCAAGGCCGCCCUACGCGAGUACAACGAGACGCUCCUCGCCCUUGUUGAGGAUGGCGUCGUUUCCAAGAAUCUCGAAAACCUCCACGACCUGCCCCCGCAUCUCGCAGCCUUUAUCCUCGACCAGAUCUAUGAUCGUACAGUGGCUCCCAAGGUGGAACUUCUUUCAAAGUACGAAAACGGAACAGACUAUGUCUAUGGCGAGCUUCUCCACCCCUUCAUCACCAAGCUCCUCGUCGAGCAGGCCAAGAUGACAUCCGAUCAAGUCUUUGUCGAUUUGGGCUCGGGCGUGGGCAACGUCGUUUUGCAGGCGGCGCUCGAGGUCGGAUGCGAGAGCUGGGGCUGUGAGAUGAUGGAGAAUGCCUGCAACCUCGCAGAGGCUCAAGAGAAAGAGUUUCAUGCACGAUGUCAGCUUUGGGGCCUGCAGCCGGGCGAGGUGCACAUCGAGCGGGGUGACUUCCGCAAGAACACCUCGAUUCACGAUGCCCUGAAGCGGGCCGAUGUUGUGCUCGUCAACAACAAGGCGUUCACUUCGCAGCUCAACGAGGACUUGAUCCGCAUGUUCCUCGAUCUCAAGUCGGGAUGCAAGAUCAUCUCGCUGAAAUCCUUUGUGGCCGACUCCAAGAGCAGCCACAACAUCAACGACGUGGGAAGCACCAUCCUUGAGGUCGAGGAGUGCACGUAUCCCGAAGGCUACGUCAGCUGGACCAAUGCCGGCGGGCAGUACUAUAUCUCCACGCGGAAAUAGACUAAUUAGAGCUUCAUCAGCACUGCAUAAAGAUGUUAUGUUGAGUAUUGUAGAAUAUAAACCAUCAAGUACAAAUCGGGAAUAUGGGUAUUUGUUUUCUCUCUCUUCUUUGGACUGAGAGCGUUUGGGUUAACGGCUUUGGAGGAUAAUCUUUUGUUUGAACGAAUUGUAGUCAUCGGCAGCGAGACAAACGCGCUGGUAGAUGAUGGGAUGAAAACAGACUUAACAGUACAAAUGAAUAUGAAAGAGACCAUCCUU
Trichoderma virens Gv29-8 is the source of this 1806-nucleotide messenger RNA. RefSeq lists its product as uncharacterized. The transcript has 2 exons. NCBI's taxonomy places the organism in Eukaryota, Fungi, Ascomycota, Sordariomycetes, Hypocreales, Hypocreaceae. Gene Ontology annotation, biological process: DNA damage checkpoint signaling; subtelomeric heterochromatin formation; regulation of transcription regulatory region DNA binding. The record is from RefSeq and is a predicted model, not a curated record. Bases 22 to 1548 code for a protein of 508 amino acids. Gene Ontology annotation, cellular component: nucleus; nucleosome. Gene Ontology annotation, molecular function: histone binding; histone H3K79 methyltransferase activity.